Lepus europaeus (European hare) is the source of this 1793-nucleotide messenger RNA. RefSeq names its product transmembrane protein 35A (gene TMEM35A). The transcript is spliced from 2 exons. Gene Ontology annotation, cellular component: endoplasmic reticulum. NCBI's taxonomy places the organism in Eukaryota, Metazoa, Chordata, Mammalia, Lagomorpha, Leporidae. Gene Ontology annotation, biological process: positive regulation of protein localization to cell surface; chaperone-mediated protein complex assembly. The record is from RefSeq and is a predicted model, not a curated record. Gene Ontology annotation, molecular function: acetylcholine receptor regulator activity. The coding region runs from base 65 to 568 and encodes 167 amino acids.
GCCUGCACCCUAGACUGACCGGCUGCGCCAAGCAGGAUUAGUUGGGACCUGCCUUGGUGACCCCAUGGCAUCCCCCAGAACCGUAACUAUCGUGGCCCUCUCAGUGGCCCUGGGACUCUUCUUUGUUUUCAUGGGCACUAUCAAGUUGACCCCCAGGCUCAGCAAGGAUGCCUACAGUGAGAUGAAGCGUGCUUACAAGAGCUACGUCCGAGCCCUGCCUCUGCUGAAGAAAAUGGGGAUCAAUUCCAUUCUGCUCCGAAAAAGCAUUGGUGCCCUCGAGGUGGCCUGUGGCAUCGUCAUGACCCUUGUGCCUGGCCGUCCCAAAGAUGUGGCCAACUUCUUCCUGCUCUUGCUCGUGUUGGCUGUGCUCUUCUUUCACCAGCUGGUCGGCGAUCCCCUCAAACGCUACGCCCACGCUCUGGUGUUCGGAAUCCUGCUCACCUGCCGCCUGCUGAUCGCCCGCAAGCCGGAAGAGCGGUCUUCUGAGAAGAAACCUCUGCCUGGGAGUGCCGAGGAGCAACCUUCCUUAUAUGAGAAGGCCCCUCAGGGCAAAGUGAAGGUGUCAUAGGAAAGCGGAAGUGCAAAAAUGUGGACCUUGCAGGCAGUUGCCUCUUGUGACACCCAGGAAGAUGUCAGUGUGUGUUUUUCAUUUGAUUAAUUUAUCCUGGGGCAAAGGGAAAAAAUAUAAUCUGCAAGUUAAUGUCCCUAUUGGCUUGUGUACAUCUGUCCCCUAAAACGAUCUCCCCACAUUGACAUUUGUGCGCCACCUUCAAUCACUCUGGGGCAACUCCCAUCUUGCUGCAUGUACAUGUAUACGGCUACUAUUGAAGUAUCUUUGUGAGAUGGACUCCAGCACGCAUGUGACUGUGAGAUUUCGUGUGGGGAAAAUGUGCUUCAUUACUGUGUGUGUGUGCGCGCGCAUGUGUGCGCGCUCACGGGUGGAGAGGGCUCUUAUCUUGAACUAAUCCUGCACAGCUAUCUUUCCCUGUAUACCUUGAUUUCAGCAAAGGCAGCAUAAAAUAAACCCCCUAUGAAGAGAAUCCCACUUCCUUCGGUAUAAAACAAGUGACCCGUUCCCACAGCUGGGGGCAAUCCCUGCCUAAAUUGAGCUGAACACUUCACUUCAUCACUUUAGGCAAAGAGUUCCUUCCAUGUGAAACACUAAGUUAAUAUGUAAAAUGAAUUAGCCUCUACUUCCACCGUUGUUUAAAUUUUAAAUAGUCCAUAUUGAGUUUCCUUACAACAAGGAAUACCUGCAGUUGAAACAGUCUAAUUCUUCUAGGAAGAACUAGGGGAUGUUUCACCCAGCCUUGUCCCAGCCCAACCGACUCCGCCCCUUACUAACAAUUUGAAAUUAAGCUUGUUACCAGACAGCCUUUUAUGAGCUUCUUAAGCCCAAAGCUGCCUCACUCCCACAAUUCUCAGCAGCUAACAAGGACUCAGCAGCUGCUCCGCUGGCGUGGCUGACCCAGGCAGGGAUUGGUCCCGUUAGAAAUCUGUGAAUCUCCAACUCUAGCUGUUCUGUGAAAUCAUUCGAAAUUCGGUGGAGGAACUGUAUCCAGUGUUGCUCUGCCUAACAGACUCACUAUCUGUAUUGCUGGUGGAAGCAGAGUCCAACACCCCCAGGUUUGUCUCCUCUACACCUCUAAUCAUUCCGGUGGGUGGAGUUCAGCUGGGGGAAGGACGUUUGAUCCGGGUUAGUUGGAUUGAGCAGUAUGGACAUUUGCUUUCUUCAUUACAUACUGCUGUUUCUCCUUGUUAGAUGUGCUUUGAUGGUUUUAAUAUUAUUGUGU